AUGACGCCCGCGCGUGGGAUCGCCGUAGUCGCGUGCGCGAUAGCCGUUAUCGCGGCGAUUCGCGACUCCGCCGCCGAUAGCGACCUCGCCGAUAGUGACGAGGAGGCGAUUCGUUUUUUGCAAAAUUACGGAUACCUAGAUGGCGAUAACGUGCAAACGAUAUCCGAUAACGCGACAUUGGCUUUGAGACACGCGAUCGCUUUUCCAGGAGUAUUAUCACAAGUUUCCGAGGAAAUGGGCGAAGACGCGCCUCGCUUGGAACGCUUUCACCUGGCGAGCGAGAGCGUUCUACGAGUCACCGAGGUCGCGUUCGAGAUGUGGGCAACGAAUUCGUCGCUAACAUUCGAGCGCGAUUCGAUGAAUCCCGAUAUCGUGCUAUCAUUUAGGAAGGGUUUUCACACGUUCGUAGAUUUUCGACAUCGAGAUAGCCGAAUAUGUCCGUUGCUGGACGGACCAGGAAACAUACUAGCUCACGCCUUUUUACCAUCGUCCAAAAUGUCGGAGGUGCAUGUGGAUAACGCGGAGAAGUGGCACAUCGAACUGACCGCUAAUCCUAACGAUACGAUUCAUCUACUGCAUACGUUGACGCAUGAGAUCGGCCACGCGUUAGGAUUACAUCACAGUCCUCAGAAAAUUUGA
Pogonomyrmex barbatus (red harvester ant) is the source of this 639-nucleotide messenger RNA. RefSeq names its product matrix metalloproteinase-28-like. Lineage: Eukaryota; Metazoa; Arthropoda; Insecta; Hymenoptera; Formicidae. The record is from RefSeq and is a predicted model, not a curated record.